Messenger RNA from Labrus bergylta (ballan wrasse), 2293 nucleotides. RefSeq names its product dynein intermediate chain 2, ciliary-like. Gene Ontology annotation, molecular function: dynein light chain binding; dynein heavy chain binding. Gene Ontology annotation, biological process: outer dynein arm assembly; cilium movement. Gene Ontology annotation, cellular component: outer dynein arm. The record is from RefSeq and is a predicted model, not a curated record. NCBI's taxonomy places the organism in Eukaryota, Metazoa, Chordata, Actinopteri, Labriformes, Labridae.
GCGAGUCUCCCCCCUUUGGGUUUUUUUUAAAACAAGUCAGUUCAUAGAACCGCGCUGUUCAAAAUGUCUGUGCCUAAAAACAACGUGAGAAAGGCCUCAACUGUUCAGAAAGUAACGUUACCUGGUGCGAAGGCAACCAAAGCUGCAAGUAAGAAAAAGGAUGAGGAUGGAUGGGAUGACUGGUCCCACGGGAAACCCCUUCAAAAGCCUCCAGAACAACUGGAGCUAACUGAGGCUGAGCUGAAGGAGGAAAUCACAAGGACAUUGACUGCGAACAACCCACAUGCUCCCCAAAAUAUUGUCCGCUACAGCUUCAAGGAACGUUCGUACAAGCCUGCCCUUGUUGUGGAUCAGAUGGCUGUUCACUUUGUGAUGGAGGGCAACCUCGUUUAUCAAGACUCGAAUGAAGCUCGAAAACUUGAGGGCCUCCCUGAGGAGACUGUGAAAGCCAGCACUGAGGCACAUCCUGAUGAGGAGAAACCAGAUACCCCGGUUACACCUGUAGAAGAUGGAGCGGAAGCAGAGAAAGCCGGAGAAGAGUACAGGCCGGACAGUGCUGCCUCCAAAGCUGACAAGAAGGAGCCAAAAGUUACAAAAAACCAGUUCAACUUCAGUGAAAGGGCUUCCCAGACCCUCAAUAACCCACUGAGGGAAAGAAGCUGCCAAACUGAACCUCCUCAACGCUGCACCUUCUCUGCCAACGCUAAUCAGUGGGAGAUCUAUGAUGCAUAUGUGGAGGAGCUGCAGAAACAAGAAAAAAAUAAAGAGAAGCAGAAAACCAUCCAGUUAAAGAAAGAUGUUGACAAAAAGAAGAAGAAGAUGAUGCUGAUGGAAACUCAGAAUGAUGACAUCAACAAAGUGGGCAAGGUAGCCAAGAUCAUUGAACGAAUGCUCCACCAGAAUACAUUUGAUGACAUAGCACAAGAUUUCAAAUACUUUGAAGAUGCAUCUGAUGAGUUUAGGGGCCAACAGGGGACUAUUCUCCCUCUGUGGAAAUUCCACUAUGACAAAACCAAAAAACUGUCUGUCACCGCCCUCUGCUGGAAUAAAAAAUAUCCAGAUCUUUUUUCCGUGGGACUUGGAUCAUACAACUUCACCAAGCAGGGGCGUGGCAUGCUUGUCUUCUAUUCAUUGAAGAACUCUGCCUUCCCAGAGUACAUCUACCCCACCAGUUCCAGCGUCCUGUGUCUAGACAUCCAUGAGCAGCGUUCUUACCUGGUGGCCGUUGGCUUCUAUGACGGCUGUGUGGCUGUCUAUAACCUGAAGAGGGAGGGCCAAGAGCCAGUGUAUAAGAGCACAGCUAAAACUGGCAAGCACACAGACCCUGUCUGGCAGGUGUGCUGGCACAAUGAUGACAUGGACAAUAACCACAAUUUCUAUUCUGUGUCAUCUGAUGGCAGAGUUGUGUCCUGGACACUCAUCAAGAACGAGCUGGUUUUUACCGACGUUAUCAGACUGUCACUGAAUGCUGAGGACAAGCCAAGCACACAGCAGGCAAGCACAGCCUUCUCUUCUCUUCUAGCCUGUGGAACAUCUAUGGAUUUUCAUAAACAGAUUGACUAUCUCUUCCUCGUUGGCACAGAAGAGGGGAAAAUACACAAGUGCUCCAAGACUUACUCAAGACAGUACCUGGAGACCUACGCUGCCCACAGCAUGCCAGUGGACACGGUCAAAUGGAACCACUUCCACCCAAACGUUUUCAUCUCCUGCAGUUCAGACUGGACAGUCAAGAUCUGGGAUCACACCAUCAACACUCCAAUGUUCACCUUUGACCUGAAAGCAGCUGUUGGUGAUGUCGCCUGGGCUCCAUACUCCUCCACUGUAUUUGCUGCUGUCACCACAGAUGGAACAGUCCAUGUUUUUGACCUCAACAUCAACAAGUAUGAGCCCCUCUGCCAGCAGGCGGUGGUGGCCAAACAUAGGCUGACUCACAUUGAGUUUAAUCCCAUCCAUCCUAUCAUCAUCGUGGGCGAUGACCGAGGCUAUGUCACCAGCUACAAACUCUCCCCUAACCUCCGCAAGAAACAGAUGAUGAAGAAGGGCCAGGAGCAGCCUAAAGGUCCAGAAGUGGAAGUGGUCAAGAUGGAGAAGCUCCUCAGUCUGCUGAGGGAACCAGAGCAAAACACGGUUUAAAUCUGCGAGCUGGAGUUUUUGCUGUUUCGAUUUCAAAGGAAUAUAGUCACCAAACUGAAAAUGAGAUUUUUUAUCAGUAUUGGCCCCUGCUCAAAUUCUUCUUUUGUUGUUCUGUUGAGAUGUUCUACUUUGUCACAAUAAAAUGCAACCAUAACACAAA